Molecule: messenger RNA, 2178 nt
Organism: Sitodiplosis mosellana (orange wheat blossom midge)
Lineage: Eukaryota; Metazoa; Arthropoda; Insecta; Diptera; Cecidomyiidae
Gene: Grip75
Product: gamma-tubulin complex component 4 homolog
Exons: 3
Coding region: 114-2072 (652 amino acids)
Biological process (GO): cytoplasmic microtubule organization; spindle assembly; mitotic cell cycle
Cellular component (GO): centrosome; gamma-tubulin complex; equatorial microtubule organizing center
Molecular function (GO): microtubule minus-end binding; gamma-tubulin binding
Source: RefSeq, a predicted model, not a curated record
CGGCUCACUCUAGUGACCAAUCCGAGAAACUGACAAAAGAAGAAGAGAAAAACAUUCAAUGUUAAAAGUCAAAUCAAUAUUCCGGUACAUACAUUUGAAAACUACAAACAAAAAUGAUUCAUGAUAUAAUUCUUUUGUUGUUGGAUCCAACUUCGGUGAAUAAUAUAUCAAUAAAUAAGUUUUUGCAUGUCUCCGAAGACUUCUUCCACCCAAGUGAAACUCAAAUCUUGAAAGAAAUUUUAAAAUGUGCCGAAAUACAUCAAAGCAUACGGGCAUUCAUCACAAAACAUUCAGUAACAUCAGGCGUUGACAAUCCGGUCGAGGAAGUAAAUGAAAUGCCAAAAGGACUUUAUCUUGCAGCAUUAGCACAAAGUAUAGACGUAGCAUUGCAUCCGUUUCGUAAUCGAAUGCUUGUGUUGGAAAGAGAUCACAUUAAGAAUGGAAAUCUGCCAAUUAAUUUCUUCCUCGCGGAAAUCAAAGAGUUUCAAACGUUUUUUUACUUCUUGGAACAAUUCAUCAAUGAAGUGAAAAGUCAAAAGCUGCACGGUUGUGCAAUUUUAAGUCUAUUGCAUAAAUACAAUCACCAUGCGGAUCCGAAAUCAAUGCAAGCACUGAAAACCAUUCGACUCGGCGUGUAUGCUGUUUUUCUUCGACAGUUAACGCAGUGGCUCAUCUACGGACGACUUGUUGAUGCUUAUGAGGAAUUCUUCAUCAUUCAUAAUCGCUGUAGCAAAAGUAGCGAUGUUAUGACAACGACAGCAAACACAUUGCUUUCCGAAAGGGCCAGCACCAAAUCCGAAUUAUGGAAAUUUCAAAUAUCGUACGGUAUGAUUCCAUCCAAUUUUACGACAUCGUGGGCUGAAAACGUUCUUUUCAUUGGUCAAACAGUACGUAUGCUGGUUGAGGAUCCAAGAAAAACAGUGAAGAAAAAUUCUAUUUGGAAUGACGAAGAUGAAAUAGCUGUUGAGUUUGGUUCGCUGUGGAACAAACAUGAACACACAUUCUUCAACAAGAUUCAAAAGCUGUACAACUGUAAUAGCAUCGACAAUGGAUCAUAUGAGCAUGUUGUGAAUGAGAUCAAAACAUUUGUUACUGAACGUUUGUCAGAAAUUGCUUUUAAUCAGGCGGACUUGAUAAAACAUUUACACUUCUUUAGGGAUUAUUAUUUGCUCGGGCGUGGUGAAUUGUUUUUGGAAUUCAUAAUGCAGCUAAGCAGUAUUGAAACGAGAGGCAACCUUACCGAGAAUAUGGCAAGAGAAGUAAAUCAAGCAUUUCAAAAAUCUUUAAGUCGAACAUCGAUCGAUAUGGACCACAUUACUGCGUAUUUGCUAGUUGAAGAUGGUAUCGAUUUCUCCGAUUCAGAAGAUAGCAUGCAAGCUAUACUGAAUGGAAUUCGCUUGAAUUUUCAUGUAAGAUGGCCCCUGCAUUUGUUCUUCUCACCGCGGGUACUGCACCAAUACAAUGAGUUGUUUGUGUUUUUAUUGCAAAUACGUCAAUUACAAAAUGGACUACAUACCGUAUGGCGCUUGCAUAGAGACAUCAAAAUCGCCGGAAACUCAAUGAUAUCACAGCUUCGAAAUAAAAUGCUCUUUUUAAUCGACAAUUUGCAGUAUUAUUUGCAAGUCGAUGUGAUUGAGAGUCAAUUUUGUACUUUGAUUGGCGCGGUACAGAAUUCAAAAGAUUUCGAGUUUAUUCAGCGAGCACACAAUAUUUUCCAGGCUAACGUGAUGUGUUUAUCUUUUUUGCUGAAUACGGGAAGCGGUGAAUCGUCGAUUGAAACAUCGGACGCCACUUCGGAGGCUGAUAAACCAGAGAAUCCAGUUCGCAAGAUUUUGAAUAAAAUUUUCAAAACAAUCAGAUCAUUUUGUAAUCUUAACGGAGCCAUAGAGGAGCCGCAGUUAUCUGCAGAAAUGCAACAAAUCAUCAAUAUAUUCGAAGAACAGUAUUCGGGGCACAUAAAGGAACUACUAAGUUUGUUGAGUAAUCGAUUGGCUGGACCUAAUAGUGAACCCUUAUCACAGCUAUUACUGCGCUUGGAUUUCAACCACUGGUUUAGUUCCUGUUCCGAUUGAUAAUCAUCUAGUUAUGUCGUACAUACAUCUUUUCAAAAGCAUUAAAUUAGUCUAAAUAUGUUCUCCUUUAUCGUCAUUCAAUUCUAAUGGAAAACCUAUUUGAAAA